GGCAGGGUCUUCGCGGGCCCAGCAAUCGGCACCCGCCACUGGUGGAGUACGCCGCAUACGAUGGACAAUCGAAAUGAAUACUAACGCAUUGCGGGCGUAUUUUAGGGCGAAAGGGGGAGAAGGUUUGGCGUAUCGGUCCAGGAUGCAUCGUCUUUUUGCUGAGCUGGAGCCAUCUCUAACCGUCACAGAGCAAAACUUGGCACACCGAGUUCGGUAUCUCUUGCGCUCAAAUAUAUUUGAUGUCGCCGAACUCGAAUGGCUACGACGUGAGGCUGUUCCGUCAUUCAAUGAAAAUGCUACGGCUGAGGAUGCGGCGCCACAAAUUGCAGAGCAACCCGCAAAAGUAGAUGCCGCCGUGAAUACCCCAGUUGUAGUUGAUUCAAACGAUGAUGGAACAGUCGCCCAGGAACUGGAAUAA
Messenger RNA from Parnassius apollo (apollo), 418 nucleotides. NCBI's taxonomy places the organism in Eukaryota, Metazoa, Arthropoda, Insecta, Lepidoptera, Papilionidae. The record is from the annotation of a GenBank genome assembly.